Messenger RNA from Siniperca chuatsi (mandarin fish), 2559 nucleotides. RefSeq names its product reticulon 4 receptor-like 1b (gene rtn4rl1b). Gene Ontology annotation, molecular function: protein binding. The transcript has 3 exons. Bases 875 to 2233 code for a protein of 452 amino acids. Gene Ontology annotation, cellular component: plasma membrane. The record is from RefSeq and is a predicted model, not a curated record. NCBI's taxonomy places the organism in Eukaryota, Metazoa, Chordata, Actinopteri, Centrarchiformes, Sinipercidae.
GCUGGCGCAGAUAGGGACAGAGGCAGGGACAGGGAUGGAGCAGCAUGCUGCCCGGUGGAGGGGCUGAGGCAGUACAACAUACUUUCUCCCUCCUCGAGCGCAUCAACGAGCUCUGAUCCAUAGGUGGAAAGCAAAGGGAUCUUCACAGACAAGAUCACAGAAAUGUUACGAGUGGCGAGGAGAGCUGAAAACGGGGGGAUUUUAAGGAAACCGAAGGCAUCAAAGUCCACAUUAUUAAGGAGGAUUUGAGGAGUCUGCGUUUAUAAUCCGACAUCAGAGGCGGAAUGUGAAUCCAAAUAACUUAUGUUAAUUAGAGAUUUUAAAGAAUGUGAUGCGAUUUGAACGGCUCUGAAGCACCGAGAGAAGAAUUUUAGAUUGGCCACUUGAAUUUAAAUAGCCUAUCUGUGGUUUUUGGGGACUGCUCGUGUUCACCGUCGACUUACCCCCAGAACUGAUUUGCUGCCUCUACGGUCAUUUGCGCCUAAAGAGGAGUUGGCUAUCAGAGGUUGUAUCAGACCGUGUGCUCAUCACACACACUGGAGUUGUAAUCAUUUCGGACUGAGGGGAUGAUUGUAGUGCGUCUGUUUCGCAAAGAUUGUCGCCUAAUUUCCCAGGUCCGUUUGAGGUCUGCCAGACUUUGUGGAAAAGGAGAUUAUUGUUUGUUGUCAAUGUUUAUCACAUCCGCGGCAGUCUGCAGUGCAACUCAAUACAGUGGACCGCAAGAAAAUUCUGAGGAGUGACAACUGACAUUCACGCGACGAGCCAAGGAAGCUCCGGAUCAACUUCAAAACUAAAGCGCACAAGUUUAAAGUCUGGAAUAUAAGAAUAGAUGAUUCUCAGAGGACAGAAGACGAAAUACACCUAGGCCUACAAAAUGUUCAAAAGGGGCUGUGGACUGGAGUUCCUGCUGGUUCUCUGUGGGCUCGAGUUUUCCUGGUCCUGCCCCCGUCACUGUAUCUGCUACACUGCACCCACCACCGUCUCCUGCCAAGCCCACAACUUCCUGUCAGUCCCUGAAGGCAUUCCUCCUGACAGUGAGCGCAUCUUCUUACAGAACAAUAAGAUCCAUCGCUUACUUCAGGGCCACUUCAGCUCCAACACAAUCACUCUCUGGAUCUACUCCAAUAACAUCACAUACAUUGAGCCCUCCACCUUCCACGGCUUCACGUUGCUCGAGGAGCUGGAUCUGGGAGACAACCGCCACCUGCGCUCCUUGGCUGAAGACACCUUUCACGGGCUGAGUCGGCUGAAUGCGCUACACCUGUACCGUUGUGGGCUGAGUUCACUUCCUAAUAACAUCUUCCAAGGCCUCAGAAACCUGCAGUAUCUCUACUUGCAGGAUAAUCAUCUGAAGUUCCUGCAGGAUGACACAUUUAUGGACCUCCACAACCUGAGCCACCUGUUCCUGCAUGGAAACCGUCUGUGGAGCAUUAACCAGAACACCUUCAGAGGCCUUCGAGCCUUGGACCGACUGCUUCUGCACCAAAACCAGAUCGAGUGGGUUGAUCGCCUGGCCUUCCAUGACCUGAAACGUCUCACCACCCUCUACCUGUUCAACAACUCCCUGAUACAGUUGUCCGGACAGUGCCUGGACACGCUGCCGGCCUUGGAAUAUCUGCGUCUCAAUGACAACCCCUGGUCAUGUGACUGCAAGGCCCUGUCGCUAUGGGAAUGGUUGAAACGUUUCCGAGGUUCAACGUCUUCAGUGGGUUGCCAGGCGCCGGCUGAGAUGGUUGGGAAAGACAUCAAGGAGCUGCGCAAGGAGGACUUCCCAAACUGUUCACCAACUGUACCUAAUUCUGAGUCCAGAGCCCAGACUAACAAUCUAUCUGGCACAGUGAAUCCGUCUAUGAAUCGUGGUGUAGCGAUGGGCUCUGGAGGGCAGACCCACAUAGUGCACCCCUCGAGGCCAGGCCGUUCUCGGAAUUGUACAAAGCCUCGUAACAGGGUGAGCAAGGGGAAGGGUGACAAUGAGGUUCACCACUCAAAGGAGGUCAUGGCAGACAAGGAGGAUUCCUCCCCAGAUUUCACAGACGGGGGGAAACAUGAUCACACGUCCCCCGACGGCACCGUCACACGGAGGAAGCACAAGUGCACUCCCCGGACCACUGUUCGCCCCCCUAGUGGGGUUCAGCAAGCCAACAAUAGGGCAACUUUAUCCCAGUCCUUACUACAUGUCUGUGCCCUCUUUGUGGCCUUGAUAACGACAAAUAUUGACUACAUUUUCCGUUGACCUUGAGAGGGUUUGGCAAAUGCUAAUCACAAAAACACAGCCCUCAGACCCUCUCUUGCUCCUGCACUACAAGGCCUGUGUGUCUUUUAUGUAUGUGUGUGAGUGUGAUUAUAUGUGUAAAUGUUGUGUAGGGAGCAUUAUUGUUCAGACUGAAACAGGCAUCAAACAUCUACAACAGAAAGACUCAGAGCACAAAAAUCGAAGGGACUGAGAGUCGGAGAAUCAUAAAAGAUUAUUGCAGACCAAGCUUGCACUGCCACUUAUGCCAGUAUGAUUUCAUCUUCAUAUGUCUUGGUAUCUUAUAUUUUUUUUUAACUUCUGUUUUU